This is a messenger RNA of Olea europaea var. sylvestris, 1390 nucleotides long. RefSeq names its product probable purine permease 11. The record is from RefSeq and is a predicted model, not a curated record. Gene Ontology annotation, cellular component: membrane. The coding region runs from base 109 to 1302 and encodes 397 amino acids. NCBI's taxonomy places the organism in Eukaryota, Viridiplantae, Streptophyta, Magnoliopsida, Lamiales, Oleaceae. The transcript has 4 exons. Gene Ontology annotation, molecular function: purine nucleoside transmembrane transporter activity.
UUUAAGGCGGCAGAUACUUUUGCUCCCUACUAGUCCUAGUUUUUCAAGCUUGUCUAAUGCAGUUUCUAUUUUUUAUAACUGAAAACCAGGAAGUAAAUCCAAUUCGUGAUGGACGCCAUUGAAGAAGUGGAAAUACCAACAAGAGUGAAAGAAUCAAAUUCUGAUGAUCCAAGCCAAAGACAGCAACUUCCUGCAAAAAAACACUUGGGAUGGUGGCUUCGCAUAUUUCUUUACACUGUCUUUCUCCUUGCUGGUCAAUCUACAGCCACCCUCUUGGGAAGAUUAUAUUAUGAUAAGGGUGGGAAUAGCAAAUGGAUGGCAACAUUAGUUCAAUCAGCAGGCUUCCCUAUCUUAAUGCCCCUCUUACUAUUCUUUCCACGAUCCUCGGCCUCAGCCGAAGCCAGCGAGUCCGCCGCCGCCACCACCAUCACCUCCCUUUUGUUGUUGUACUUAUUCUUUGGGCUACUCUUGGCAGGUGACAACAUGAUGUAUUCAUAUGGACUUUUGUAUCUUCCUGUCUCUACAUAUUCCCUCGUAUGUGCAACUCAACUAGCUUUCAAUGCCCUCUUCUCCUUUCUACUGAAUUCCCAAAAGUUUACUGCUUUGACAUUCAACUCUCUUGUGCUAGUCACAAUCUCUGCGACCCUUUUAGCAGUUCAUCCAGACUCUGCAGAUAGUACAACCCAAGCCUCCAAAUCCAAGUACAUAAUUGGUUUCCUAUGCACACUCGGCGCAUCAGCCACAUAUUCUCUCUACCUCUCCCUAUUAGAGCUAUCUUUCAAGAAAAUAAUCAAGAGGGAAACAUUUGAUGCUGUUCUUGAUAUGCAAAUCUACCCAUCACUUGUUGCAACUUGUGCCUCUAUUGUGGGACUUUUUGCUAGUGGAGAAUGGAUAAAUUUGAGAGCAGAAAUGAAAGGGUUCCAAAAAGUGAUAGACAGGGCAUGUAAUCCAGACUGGAGUUCAUCCGACAAGAGAUCAUACACCAUACGGUGUCGUUUAACGAGUGUCUGGCCGUCAAAUUUGCUUGAAACAAUGUUAACGUUGAAAUGGGUCUCGGUUGCGCCGCUGUCUUUGACAGCAGCGUGGCCGGCAUGCUGGUACGACACAUCCUCCACCUCCAACAAGGCGGCUUCCAGCGCCGCUAGCUUCGUCUUGAUCCUGCUUGCCCGUGACAGCAAAGCCCGCGAUGCCAUUUGCACUCACUGCGUGGGAUUUCAGAUUUCUUCGUAUCAAUGGCGUAAAUUCCCUAGCCCUUUUUGCUUCACAGCAAUUGUAUAUUUCAAUAAAAAAAUUCGAUUUUGAUGGAACCUUUCAUCACUGUUCCCAGACUAUGCUACUUCGAACACUUGGGUCCCCAAUAUAAUAUUAAUUGCAUUCAGAUCCUCAUACA